Molecule: messenger RNA, 2418 nt
Organism: Epithele typhae
Lineage: Eukaryota; Fungi; Basidiomycota; Agaricomycetes; Polyporales; Epitheliaceae
Exons: 10
Coding region: 1-2418 (805 amino acids)
Biological process (GO): DNA topological change; chromosome segregation; DNA replication
Cellular component (GO): nucleolus; chromosome
Molecular function (GO): DNA binding; DNA topoisomerase type I (single strand cut, ATP-independent) activity
Source: RefSeq, a predicted model, not a curated record
AUGCCUGGUGCCGUCGAGGCCACUACCACGAAGUCCUCUACGAACGGCAAGCGCCCUGCUGCGUCCUCGAAGAAGACCAUCGAGUCCGACGAGGAGGACGACGACGACGACGACGAAGCCCCUUUGGCAAAACCGAAGCGUGCCACCAACGGGAAAGCGAAGGCUGCGACGAAGUCGAAGUCUAAGGGACGCCCAGCGAAGAAGGUGAAGCAGGAGGUCGAGUCCGACUUCGACAUCGAGUCCGAGGAUGAUGCCCCGCCACCCCUGAAGAAGGCUCCGGUGAAGCGGAAAGCGAAGGCUGAAAGUGACUCGGACGACGACAAGCCUUUGCAGAAGAAGCGGGCACCUGCUAAGAAAGCGGGUGCUUCCUCCACCUCGAAGAAAGUCAAGGCAGUGCCGGCCGACGGUGUCAAGCCUAAGAAGCGGGGCGCCAAGAAGGAAGAAUCGAUGGACGCGACACCGAUCAAGGGCAGGGCGAAGAAGGAGGAAGAGGAAGAGGACACCUACAAGUGGUGGGAGCAGCAGAACGAGGAGCGGGAUGGGUCUGUCAAGUGGGAGACGUUGGAACACAACGGCGUCUACUUCCCCCCUCCGUACGUUCCCCUCCCCAGUCAUGUCAAGAUGAAAUACAAUGCUCAGGAUGUCGAUCUUCCUCCGGAGUCCGAGGAGGUAGCUGGCUUUUACGGCGCAAUGAUUGAGACAGAUCAUGCGAAAGACGUGACCUUCAAUAAUAACUUUUUCGACGACUUCAUCAAUGUGUUGAAGAAGUACCCUCCAAGGAACGGUGUGAAGAUACAGAAGUUCAGCCUGUGCGACUUCCGACCUAUGUACGAAUACUUCGAGUCGGAGAAGGAGAAGAAGAAGAGUCUAUCCGCCGCCGACAAGAAAGCGGCCAAGGCAGCAAAGGACGAGCUCGAAGCUCCUUACACUCACUGUGUGCUAGAUGGUCGCAAGGAGAAGAUUGGUAACUUCCGCGUUGAACCCCCCGGCCUUUUCCGUGGACGAGGAGAUCAUCCUAAGAAGGGUGCAUUGAAGCUACGUGUGCGUCCCGAGGACAUUACCAUCAACAUCGGCAAGAACGCCCCUACACCUGUUCCCAAUGUUUCGGGGAAGUGGAAGGAAGUUGUCCAUGACAACACGGUUACCUGGUUGGCCAAUUGGAUUGAGAACGUCAACGGCAACUACAAGUAUGUCUUCUUGGCGGCAGGCAGUUCGAUCAAGGGUCAGAGCGAUUGGUCAAAGUUUGAAAAGGCGCGAGAGCUCCAGAAACACGUUGACCGGAUUCGCAUGGACUACAACAGAGACUUGAAGAGCAAGCAAUCCGCCGAUCGCCAGCGAGCCACCGCCAUGUACUUCAUCGACAAGCUCGCACUCAGAGCCGGCAACGAGAAAGGUGACGACGAAGCUGACACUUUUGGCUGUUGCUCUUUGCGUUGUGAACACGUUUCCUUGGAGCCCCCGGACAAAAUUGUCUUCGACUUCCUCGGUAAAGACUCGAUUCGGUACUACAACACGGUUACGGUGGAGGAGCAGGUGUUCAAGAACAUAAGAAUCUUCAAGAAGGGCAAGGACGACGGAGACGAACUCUUCGAUCGAGUUCAGACUACGGGUCUCAACAAACACCUGGCUUCGUACAUGAAGGGUCUAACUGCGAAGGUGUUCCGUACCUUCAAUGCAUCCAUCACCUUCCAGAAACAGCUUGACGAGCUCACUCCCAGUAAGGGUACGAUGCAAGAGAAGCUGAAUGCAUACAACCAGGCCAACCGCAUGGUGGCCGUCCUGUGUAACCAUCAGCGCGCUGUCCCGAAGACGCACGAGCAAUCCAUGUCGAAGAUGCGCGACAAGCUGAUUGGACUCAAAUACGAGCGCAUGAAGCUUCGUCACGCCUUAUUCGCCAUCGACGCCAAGUACAAGAAGAACAAAAUGUACGUCGAUGAUGAAUCAGACUUCGACGACGAGAUUAUCGCCACGCACGAGGACACCAUGAAGACUAAGGAGCUUGAGAAGGUGGAGAAGAAGUUCCUGAAGGACAAUGAGAAGCUGGCGGAGGAGGGCAAGGAGUUGCAGCCUGACUCGCUUCUGAAGGAGAAGAUCAAGGAAGUCGAGGCUGAACACAAGCGACUUGUGAAGGAACGAGGCACCAAGAAGCAUACCCUGAAGAAGGAUAGGUCGACCGACAAGAUCGAGGAGGCGAUUGCGAAGCUGGACGAGCGGAUCAAGACGUUCAAGCUCCAAAUGGAGGAUAAGGAAGCCGGUAAGGAAGUUGCGUUGGGAACGAGUAAAAUCAACUACUUGGAUCCCAGACUCACAGUGGCCUGGUGCAAAGCCAACGGCGUUCCUGUCGAGAAGCUCUUCUCGAAGACCCUCGUCACCAAGUUCCCAUGGGCCAUGGAGGUCGACUCGGACUGGAGAUUCUGA